Cyphellophora europaea CBS 101466 is the source of this 2529-nucleotide messenger RNA. RefSeq lists its product as uncharacterized. The record is from RefSeq and is a predicted model, not a curated record. The coding region runs from base 1 to 2529 and encodes 842 amino acids. The transcript has a single exon. NCBI's taxonomy places the organism in Eukaryota, Fungi, Ascomycota, Eurotiomycetes, Chaetothyriales, Cyphellophoraceae.
AUGCCUGGUAUAGUAGAGCUACCAGCCGAGGCGGUGGGCGCUUCGUCGCCCGAAGAGUUCACGCACGCCAUUACGGCUCUGCUGCAGGUGACACGAGGCCUAAACGACGACGUGCUGAAGCAAGUCGCUCAAUCGGUGAACUCAACCACCAAACCAUUCAUCCCUUUCACCCUCACCACUAUCAUCGACACGCUCCGUCCCAUGAACCCCUCGGAGGCAGACGCUCUGGCACUUGCAUUAGAGAAAACCAUCGACUCACCCUCCCAUGGCGGCCUAGGCAUCACGCAAAGCACAACCCCGGACAGCACGCACUACGAGGACGUCCUCUUCCUGCUAUCCGCACACCUUACGGCCCUGAACAACGCACAGCUCUCAUUCAACGCCACCAUUACCCACCCACUCCCCACCACACAGCCCAUGAACCUCACGCAAAAGAUCUUCGCUUUACACUCCCUCUCCCCCCUCCCCCUCUCGGGCCUACACACCGGCGCCGUCGUACGCGCGGGCCUCGACUGGGUCCUGGCGUCAGAACUCAGCUGGUCCGCCAUGGCACGCACGCACACCGAGCUCGGCAGCCCAGGGAUCUGGCGCAACGACCGCUUCUGGCUAGCAGGGGACCACGUGGUGCAUCCCUUAGCACGGGGCAAUGCACGCGUCGAAGCCAUGGUGUCGACAGCCGAAAAGGCCAAGCGGCAGUUCCGCAUGACCGACUACCAGGGCAUGAACUACACGAUCAUGCACACGGAGUUCGUGCGCGAGCGCGCCGAGCCGGGCAUGCUGUGCGUGGGGAGCGAUAGCCACACGUGCAGUGGGGGCGCGAUGGGGUGUUUGAGCAUCGGGCUGGGGGCGGCGGAUGUCAUGAUGGCGUUGGCGUUGGGGCAGACGUGGUUCAAGAUCCCGGAGGUGGUGAGAAUUGAGUUCGUGGGAAGGCCAGGGAGGGGCGUCAGUGGCAAGGAUGUCAUAUUGCAUAUCUUGAGGCAGUUGAAGAGGAACACGGUGGCAAGCGAGAGGAUUGUGGAGUUUGUGGGUGAAGGGUGCCGGUAUCUGAGCGUGGAUGCAAGGUUCGCCAUCUGCAACAUGUGCACGGAGUUUGGGGCUGUGACCGGCCUGUUCGUGCCAGAUGAGGUUACGAAGCGAUAUGUGGCGAAGCGGCGGCGGAAGGCCAACAGGAAGAACAGCGUGUAUAUGAAGCCGGAUGAGGGCGCCGAGUAUUCUGGCGAGUACACGAUCGACUUGGGCAAGGUCGAACACACCAUUGCCGUCUACCCCGAGCCGGAUCACGUCGUGCCCGUCAGCGAGAAGGCCGGUAUGAAGAUCGACGGCGUCUUCAUCGGCGCCUGCACCACGACCGAAGAAGAAAUCGUGCUCGCUGCACUAGUGCUCAAAGUCGGAUUGAAGAAAGGCCUGCCCCUGGCUAAAGGCAAGCGCCACUACGUUCCAGGCUCCCUACCCAUCGUCGACAAGCUCUCACAACUCAACCUGCUGCAGGUCUACGAGCAAGCAGGCUUCACGCGCGGCCCACCGGGCUGCUCGUACUGCGUCGGCCUCUCUGCCGAAAAAGCAUCCGAAGGCGAAACCUGGCUGAGCUCUCAGAACCGCAAUUUCAAAAACCGCAUGGGCCCCGGCGCGUUCGGCAACCUAUCCAGCGCCGUUGUCUGCGCGGCCUCGUCCUUCUCGCUCACUAUCGCAGACCCAGCGCCCUUCCUGGCCGAGCUGGACUUCGACUGGUUCGACAACAUAUACCGCCAGGCCGCGAGCCCGCCGCCAUCUCCAUCGCCGAGCCCGCAGCAGCAGCAGCAACUCACCUACAUGGAGCCCGACUUACAUGCGCCCACCGCCCGCGCCGCGAGCACGGGAACGCAACUCAGCAAGCCCAGCACGGUGCCGGAGCCGAUGGGCACGAUGCGGUCGACGAUCAUCACGCUGGGCGACAUGAUCGACACGGACGCGCUGGCGCCGGGCCACACGCUGGUCAACUGCGAGACGGACGCCGAGUUCGGAGCGCACUGCCUCGAGCACACGCACCCGGAGUUUCGCGGCACGGUGCGGUCGUACGCGGGCUCGACGGCCGUGGUGGUGGCGGGGUGGGCGUUUGGGGUGGGCUCUUCGCGGGAGAACGCCGUCAGUGCGCUGAAGGGGUGUGGUGUCGUCUGUGUCAUCAGUCGCAGUUUUGCGUUUAUUUUGGGGCGGAAUUUGCCGAGUUUGGGGCUGUUGGGGUUCACGAUGGAGGAUGAGGGGUUCUUUGCGGCGGCGCAGGAUGGGAGGGCGAUAGAGGUAGAUGUGCCGAGGAGGAUGGUGAGGGUUGAGAUCGAGGAAGGGGAGUGGCGGGAAUGGGGGUUUGUGUUGAGUGAGAUGGAGUAUCAAUUGACAUUGAAUGAAGGGGUCACGAAGAGCUUUCAGAGGUAUGGGAAGGGGGUCUGGGAGGGGUUGAUGAAGGCUGAUGGUGGUGGGGAGGAGCAGACGUUGGAUGAGGCGGCGAUGUUGAAGGAGGCGACGGGGGAUGGGCCGAAGGGGAAGCUGGAGUGGUAG